Messenger RNA from Tachyglossus aculeatus (Australian echidna), 4712 nucleotides. It is a transcript of the gene PIWIL2, whose product is annotated as piwi like RNA-mediated gene silencing 2. The record is from RefSeq and is a predicted model, not a curated record. The transcript has 22 exons. Gene Ontology annotation, molecular function: protein binding; piRNA binding. Gene Ontology annotation, cellular component: P granule. The coding region runs from base 7 to 2907 and encodes 966 amino acids. Gene Ontology annotation, biological process: regulatory ncRNA-mediated gene silencing. NCBI's taxonomy places the organism in Eukaryota, Metazoa, Chordata, Mammalia, Monotremata, Tachyglossidae.
CCUUCAAUGGAUCCUUUGAGACCUUCAUUCCGGGGCAGUGCCCUUUCCCACCUGCCUGCGGGUGUACGGACGCCAGGAUCUCUGCCACAGGUUCCAACAGCCCAGGGGGUGGCUCUGGGCAGGGCAGAGCUCUGUGCGGGCCCUACAACUUUCACCCCCAAGUGUGGGCCGGCGCCUCAGGAGACUGCGGGCUUGUCUUCUCUCUUCCGUGGGCUGGGGCUUGAGACGGUGCCUCGGGCCCCAUUAGGACGAGGGAUCCCAACUUUAGGGAGAGGCAUUCUAGGUAGAGGCCUGCAACGUGCCCAGGAGUCCAAGGAUGAUGAAAAAGAGCUUCCGAGCGAGCCACCCUUCUCCUUCCCCGCAGCCAUGGCAGCUGGCGACAGCAAGAUCGUCUCGCUUGGCCGGAGCAGGAUUCUCGGAUGCGGAGUCAAGGGUGCUCCUCGGCUCCCUUUUGGAAGAGCAAUGGUCGGAUUAGGCGGAGCGUUUCAUAAAAUCCACAACGACGUUUUUAUGCCUUCUUUGACUUCUACGCCGUUAUUACUACCCCGACCCCGAUCCUCCCCGCUACCGUACCUCGGGAGCCUUCCAGCCAGUCCCCUUGAAGAGAAAGAGAAGACGCAGGCUCUGAAGAAACAUGGAUGCAAGGGAACAUCCAGCCCCCUCGGCCUGAACCUAAUCAAAAUACACUGCCAGAAUGAGGCUGUGUAUCAGUACCAUGUGACUUUCAGCCCCAGUGUGGAGUGCAGAAGCGUGCGGCUCAGCAUGCUGAAAGACCAUCAGUCUGUCACCGGAGACGUCACCGCUUUUGACGGAACGAUCCUCUACCUGCCGGUGAAACUGCAGCAAGCUGUUGAAUUGAAGACAGUGAGAAGGACCGAUGGAGUUGAAAUCACCAUCAAGAUUCAGUUGACGAAGAUCCUUGAGCCCAGCUCCGAUUUGUGCAUUCCUUUCUAUAAUGUGGUCUUCAGGCGGGUGAUGAAACUUUUAGAUCUGAAGCUGGUGGGGAGAAAUUACUACGAUCCGACAAAUGCGAUGUUUCUGCAGCAGCACAGGUUACAGAUCUGGCCGGGCUAUGCCGCGAGCAUCCGAAGGACAGAUGGAGGGCUCUUCCUGCUAGCCGACGUCUCCCACAAGAUCAUCCGGAAUGACUGCGUCCUAGAUAUCAUGCAAGCUUUAUGUCAGCAGAACAGAGGGAACUUCCAGGAUGAAUGCACCAAACUGUUGUGUGGCCAUACUGUCAUCACCCGUUACAAUAACCAUACCUACCGCAUCGAUGAUAUCGACUGGAGUAAGACACCCAGAAACACUUUCAUAAUGUCUGAUGGGAAGGAAAUCACCUUCUUAGAAUACUACAGCAAAAACUACGGGAUCACAGUCAAGGAUGAGGAGCAGCCCCUGUUGAUCCACAGAGCCACCGGGAAGCGGAAUGUCCCCGGGAAGCCGCUGUUGACAGAGAUCCUGCUCCUGCCGGAGCUGUCGUUCAUGACCGGGAUCCCAGAGAAAAUGAGGAAGGACUUCCAAGCCAUGAAGGACAUGACCCAGCAGAUCAACCUCAGCCCUAAACAGCACCAUAUUUCACUGCAAGUCCUGCUGCAAAGAAUCACCCAAAACGAGGCCGCAACCCACGAACUGACACGCUGGGGCCUGCGCCUAGAUAAAGAUAUAUAUAAGACAGAAGGGCGACUUCUCCCAGUGGAAAGAAUCAACCUGCAGAGGUCUUCGUUUAUCCCAUCCCAAGAUUUAAACUGGACCAAGGAGAUAACGAGAGAAGCGUCCAUCUCGACCGUCCCCUUGCAUUUCUGGACACUGUUUUACCCUAAACGAGUAGUGGAUCAAGCUCGCGAGCUGGUCAGCAUGUUAGAGAAAGUCUCCGGCCCCCUUGGCAUGCAGAUGAGCCCCCCUGCCUGGAUAGAGCUGAAGGAUGAACGGACUGAGACCUACGUCCGGACCAUCAAAUCCAUGCUGGGAGUUGAGGGGAAGGUGCAGAUGGUGGUUUGCAUCAUAACUGGCUCAAGGGACGACCUCUAUGGAGCCAUCAAAAAGUUAUGUUGUGUGCAGAAACCGGUACCCUCACAGGUCAUUAAUGCCCGAACCCUAGUCCAACCUACCAAGCUCAGGAGUGUGGCUCAGAAAAUCCUGCUGCAGAUUAACUGCAAAUUAGGGGGAGAGCUCUGGAGCCUGGACAUUCCGCUGAAACAACUGAUGGUGAUUGGGAUGGAUGUUUACCAUGACCCCAGAAAGGGCAUGCGUUCUGUGGUUGGCUUUGUCGCGAGCGUCAAUCCGUCCUUCACCAAGUGGUAUUCCAGGGUGGUAUUCCAGAUGCCGCAUCAGGAGAUCGUGGACAGUCUGAAACUGUGUCUGUUGGGAGCUUUGCAGAAGUUUUACGAGAUGAACCACUGCCUGCCGGAAAAGAUUGUGGUGUACCGGGAUGGGGUGUCAGAUGGCCAACUGAAGAUGGUUGCCGGUUACGAGGUCCCCCAGCUCCAGACGUGCUUCAGAGCUUUCGAUAAUUACCAGCCUAAGAUGGUGGUGAUGGUGGUUCAGAAGAAAAUCAAUACCAACUUGUAUUCAGCCACCACCGAGCACUUCGCGACCCCGGCCCCGGGCACCGUGGUGGACCACACCAUCACCUGCCGUGAGUGGGUGGACUUCUACCUGCUCGCCCAUCACGUCCGGCAUGGCUGCGGCGUCCCCACCCAUUACGUCUGCGUACUCAACACUGCUAACCUGAGCCCAGACCACCUGCAGAGGUUGACUUUCAAGCUUUGCCAUAUGUACUGGAAUUGGCCCGGCACCAUCCGGGUCCCAGCCCCCUGCAAGUACGCUCACAAGCUAGCUUUCCUGUCCGGCCAAAUCUUGCACCACGAACCAGCCAUCCAGCUGUGUGAUCGGCUCUUCUUCUUAUAAUGCAGAGAGCCAGUCAUCGAUUGGGAAGGCACGGUCAGUCUCCGUCCUGGGCUUGAGCAGGGACCCUCAGUUACUCUUCUUCCAUGAAAAUCAGAGACUAAAGGAUUGAAGUUGGGUGAAUCAAUAACUUUCCCCUUUCGUCCCCAGUAGCCCAGUGUUUUACAUUUUAUAUUGGUCUUAUUUUUAACCUCUUACUCCGGAAGGACACCGGGCUCAUUUUCAGCCCUAAGAAUGUGCUCCAGGAGCUACUGUGUCCCGUGGGAGAGUCGGGAAGGAAAAGGAAAGUGUGGGCCAAAGUGAGUGGAAAGAAAAUUUGGCUACAUGGGGCUAAUUCAGCCUUCCCAGUGACCUGGUCAACAGCCCUCCAUGCUACACCAGAGGUGGCCAAGCUCUCAAACUGAAGAGCCUGCCCUGGAAAUUUCCCCUCCCUCUCUUGUCACCUCUGAUGCCUCAGGCAGGAGCCAGGGGAAGUGCUUUACACGCAAGGGGGAAAUGGCCAGUUGGAAGAGGAGGAAAUGAAGCCAAUGAAAGCCGAGUUUCCUGAGGAGGCAAUUGCCCGCAGUGGCAGGUGGAGAAACCGGUACGUCGGCUGCACCGGUCGCUUCACGGUAUCCGGGACUUGACCACAUUUAGGCCUAAGCGUCAGAAAAGGCAGGCUGAAAAAUCCUAAAGAAGGCGGGUCAUCCAGUUCUAGUUCUGGGAUGCCGGCCUGCUGAGCCAGCCUCUGUUGCGUUCGGUUCCUGGUCCAAGGGUCAUCUGAACAGGAAUCAGAAGCGCGUUCAUCCUGGAAGUCUCCUCUUCCGUUUCCCACCUGUCAGCCAAGAGUAAACAGCAAAAAAAAUUCCCAUUUCAGUGCACGGCUCUACACACCUACUGAGAAACUCAGCAGCGAACCGUGACUCUGCCGCACGUAUGUUUCAGCGGGGUUUGCGAACCCAUCUGCAUAUUGACCCACGUCACUACGGUUCGACCCACCGUCCCUGCUGCCGGGCUUGCCCGUCUGCCACCUUGCACAAUGCCCCCGCUUCCCGGAUGUUGGGUAUCUUUGCUAGGAACCCUUCAGUAAGCUGAUUUUAGCAAGCGCGGUGUUCAUACAUAUCAAAGUCCAGGCAUUGCCAGGAAGAUGGGUGUUUGUCUUCUCACAAAAAUUAGGGACAGCAUGUUCCCGCUGGCGAAUGAGUUCCUCUUAAAUUAGGUUCGGGUUAAUUCCCCUAAGAGGAGGGCCCAAUUUCAGAAAUCUGUCCCCAAAAUCCUGCCUCUAGCACUUUCCCCUCCCUCUUCCUCAUUUUAAUUUUCUCCAUUUAAAAGAAAAAUGUUAUUUAACUCUUGGGGGUAGGAGAGCGAGGAGGGAGGGACCUUUCGUUUGCCAACAUGUUGAAGGGAAAUUUGGGGCAGGGAAAAAGCAUAACCAAAAAAACUUUAGGGUUGGAGCACAGGGUCCACAGGAGGAUGGGAGAUGGAAACACUUCCGUUCCUCCAAUACGUUUCUGGUUUAUUUGUUUUUUGGGGGGAAGGAGGUGACCUAGAAUUUUAAAACUGUUCAACCACAAACAUGUGGAGUGGCAAGGGUGUGACAUACCAAUUUUCUUCUUCUCCCUGCAAACAUUUUGAAUUUUCCUUUCGAGGUGACAUUUCCUGAACUGUUGUCUGUCCGUCUUGGGUUCCCUAAGUAAUGCGAACACUUUCCUGCUGUUUAGUCUUAGUUUUAAUGCUGAACGAUUAGGGGCUGGCGGGGGAAGAAGCCCACAACAAAAACCAUCUGAAAAAUGUGCAGUUCUACUCAGUAAAAUGAUGAUGUGUCUUUA